GCCCCGCCCCGAGCCGGGCGCCGCGCUCUUCCCAAUGUGAAUCCGGCUUCCGACUCUGUCGUGGGGGGAGAAAGGCCCAGCAGCCGCAUCAGCACCUGUGGUCCGCUAGCGACCCGGACAGGCAGGCGCCCGCAGAUCCUUCCCCCACCCUCAGAAAUCCCCCAGCCCCCAGCGCGCUCGGACCCACAAGCCGCUGCCAUCUGGGGUCGGCGCCGUGGGCCGAGCCUCCCGCGGUGAGGGGCGUGGGGCUGUAGCCAGCAGGUCAUAGGACAACAGAAGCUAAACCCAACGCACACGCACAGGGCGAUGGCCGCCGAGACGCUCAAUUUUGGACCGGAAUGGCUCCGCGCGCUGUCCAGUGGGGGGAGCGUGGCCUCCCCCCCGCCCUCUCCUGCCAUGCCAAAGUACAAGCUCGCGGACUAUCGCUACGGCAGAGAAGAGAUGCUAGCACUUUAUAUCAAAGAGAACAAGGUCCCGGAGGAGCUCCAGGAUAAGGAAUUCGCUGCCAUUCUCCAGGAAGAGCCGCUGCAGCCGCUGGCCCUGGUCCCGCUAACGGAGGAGGAGCAGAGGAAUUUCUCCAUGUCUGUGAACAGCGUGGCGGUGCUGAGGCUGAUGGGAAAAGGAGGCGGAGCCGCUCCCGCUGGAGUCUCCCGGGGGAGGGGCAGUACCCGGAGCCGAGGCCGGGGCCGAGGCGAGAGCGGGUUUUACCAAAGAAGUCCGGAGGAGCCGGAGGGGGCGUUCGGGCGUGGGGCCCGGGAGAUCCACCGCAGCCAGAGCUGGGACGACAGGGGCGAGCGGCGGUUCGAGAAGCCGACCCGGCGGGACGGAACCCGGGCUCCCUUCGAGGAAGGGGCCCCGCCCCCCCGCAAGGAGUACGCCCGCUCGGACAGCAACAACUGGCGCACGCUGCGGGAGGAGCAGGAGGAGGAAGAGGAGGGGGGCGGGGGCGCCGGCCCCACCCCCGCCGGGGCGGCCGCGGGGGGCAGCUGGCGGCUCAGUGGGGCCCGGCGCGAGAGCGAGCGCUGGCGGUCGGCCAGCCCAGAUGGCGCGCCCCGCUCGGCCGGCUGGCGGGAGCACCCCGACGGCCGGCGCCGCAAGUUCGACUUUGACUUCCGGGAGCGGGAGGAGGAGCGGGGCGGGCGGCGGCACCGGGGCAGCGACAGCUUCGAGGACGACAAGGACGGGCUGCCCGAGUGGUGCAUGGACGACGAGGACGAGGAGAACCCGGGAAAGAGCCCCAAGGAGCCAAUCCCUGAGGAGCAGGUGUUCGACUUCCAUCCGUUGCAGGAAGAUGACGAGGGGUCGGAAGGGAAGGACGACGCCGAGCCCGGCUCGAAGGAGGCCCCCGAGAAAGAGGCCUGGAAGGAUCCCUCGAUGGCCCCGGAGGAGAAGCGAUGUUCCCCGCCCGGCGCCCCCUGGCUGUCGGGCCCCCCUUUUGCUGCUACUGUUGCCACUGCCACUAGUGAAUGUGAGAGCGCCCCGCUGGGGGGCUCGGACCCCGCCGCACCCCUCGGCCCCUGCGACAAGGAGCCGAAGCCUGCUGCGGAAGGGGACCCAGGCGUCCUGAGCCUCCCGUCUCAGCUCAGCACGGGCGCGGUCUCCACCCUCUCCUCCCCUUCCUCCACCACCAAUGCUGCUACUGAGUUCUCCAUCGGAGACGCCGAGGACGACGACGGGAUGAAACAUCUUCAGCAGGAAGCAGAGAAGAUGGUGGCCUCGCUCCAGGAGAGCUCCAUGGACGAGGAGCGCUUCACCCAGGCCAUCCAGGAGCCGCGCAACACGGCCGCCGCCCUGCCCCUCUCCCACGAGGCCGCCAUGAAGUGGUUCUACAAGGACCCCCAGGGGGAGAUCCAAGGGCCCUUCACCACGCAGGAGAUGGCGGAGUGGUUCCAGGCCGGCUAUUUCACCAUGUCGCUGCUGGUGAAGCGCGGCUGCGACGAGGGCUUCCAGCCGCUGGGCGAGGUGAUCAAGAUGUGGGGGCGAGUGCCUUUCGCGCCGGGCCCGUCGCCGCCCCCGCUGCUGGGGAACCUGGACCAGGAGCGGCUGAAGAAGCAGCAGGAGCUGGCGGCCGCCGCCCUCUACCAGCAGCUGCAGCAUCAGCAGUUCCUGCAGCUCAUCAACAGGUACCUGCCCGACAGGCCGCAGUUCGCCCAGUGCGCGCUCCAGCAGAAGCUGGCGGCUGGAGACCUGACCCAGCAGCAGCUCACGGCUUUCCUGCAGCAGCUGCAGGCUCUGAAACCCAGAGCCGGGGAGCAGAACCUGAUCCCGGCGAUGAACCGCUCCAUGUCCGUGCCAGACACAGGGUCCCUGUGGGACGCGCAUACCUCAGCCUCACAGCCUGCAGGCGGUGAGGCCAGUCUAUGGGAUUUACCAAUUAAUUCUUCAACUCAGGGUCCAAUCUUAGAACAACUGCAACUGCAACAGAAACUCCAGGAGCGCCGCGACGCGGAACUCAGGGCUAAGAGGGAGGAGGAGGAACGCAAGCGGCGCGAGGAGAAGCGGCGCCAGGAGGAGCAGAAGCGGCGUGAGGAGGAGGAGCUGUAUCGGCGCAAACAGUGCCGGCAGCAGGAGCUGGUGCUGAAGCUGCUGCAGCAGAGCCAGGCGCAGAGCGCGGCGCCCUGGGGGGGGCUGGCCAAGCCCCCCGGGGGCAUGAAGGCCCUGCUGGAGCUGCAGGAGAGCGAGCGGCAGCUGCACAAGCAGCAGCGGGCGCAGCAGAGAGCGCACGGGGGGCUCGGCAUGAGCAGCCCCUCGCAGUGGGGCACCGACUCCAGCCCGCUGUGGAGCCAUGAGAAGAGCAGCCUGUGGGACGAGAGUGUCAAGAACAUGAGGAGCGUGGGGCUGAAGAGCAGCCGCAGCAGCCCCUCCCUCGGGGACAGCUACGGGGGGCCGGGCCGGCAGAGCCGGAAGAAGACGGACGAGGAGGAGAAGCUGCUGAAGCUGCUGCAGGGGAUCCACAAGCCCCAGGACGGCUUCACGCAGUGGUGCGAGCAGAUGCUGCACGUCCUGAACAGCUCCAGCAACCUCGACGUCCCCACAGUGGUGGCGUUCCUGAAGGAGAUGGAGUCCCCGUACGACGUUCACGACUUCAUCCGCUCCUACCUGGGCGACACGCUGGAAGCCAAAGAGUUUGCCAAGCAGUUCCUGGAGCGGCGCGCCAAGCAGAAAGCCAGCCAGCAGCGCCAGCAGCAGCAGGAAGCCUCGUGGCUCAGCUCCGGCAACCUGCCCUCCCCGUUCCCGGCCAACCACAGCACCAAACAGCCGCCCUUCGACGGCAGCCAGCCGGUGAAGAUCAAGAGGAGACCGGUCAUGCUGCACGCUGACCCCAGCAUCCUGGGCUAUUCGCUGCACGGCCCGGCAGGCGAGGUGGAAAGCAUUGAAGACUACUGACGUCUCGUAGCAAUAGGAACUCUGCUGCCUUCUUAACCGAUUCAGUCUUACCUGAAUGUGCACUGCGAAAGGACGAGGCGGCCGUGCUGGGCCCUCCCCUGUCCUCCGCCCCCCCCCCCCGGCGAGUGGGGGGCACCGGGGCUGGCGGGGGGGCAGGGUGGCACGUGCGCUCGGAUCGGGGCGCCGGCGACCCGCCUUCGGAAGAGGAGUAUGUGUGAGCACUUCUUUCUCCAACACACGAAGCACCUUAAAAUGCAACCCGCUGAUGCACUUUAUCGAGACUUUUUACAAAGAGCUGAUUAAAAAAAAAAA
Messenger RNA from Mauremys reevesii (Reeves's turtle), 3699 nucleotides. RefSeq names its product GRB10 interacting GYF protein 1 (gene GIGYF1). The coding region runs from base 307 to 3387 and encodes 1026 amino acids. The transcript is spliced from 27 exons. Gene Ontology annotation, molecular function: protein binding. Gene Ontology annotation, biological process: insulin-like growth factor receptor signaling pathway. NCBI's taxonomy places the organism in Eukaryota, Metazoa, Chordata, Testudines, Geoemydidae. The record is from RefSeq and is a predicted model, not a curated record.